Messenger RNA from Dimorphilus gyrociliatus, 1670 nucleotides. NCBI's taxonomy places the organism in Eukaryota, Metazoa, Annelida, Polychaeta, Dinophilidae. The record is from the annotation of a GenBank genome assembly.
AGUACGUUCCUACUCUACGAUUAAUAGUAAAGUAACAAAUAUGGCUGUUGAUUUUUGCGUAAGUCUUUUUAGUGAUGAAGAAGAUGAGAAGGAAUUUACUACGAAGAGAGAAUUCUCGGAUCCUUUGAGGAUGUUUCGUUAUUGUGCUCAUUCCGAGAGAGAUAUAACGAACGAUUGGAAUUCCAAGGCCGAAUGGACCGGUGAAAAAUGGUCGGAAACUGUUAAGGCCUCGAACUUUUCUGAAUCGUUUACGGAAGACAGGAAAAGAGUAAAUAGGAAGAGGAAAGCCUAUUCCGUUCUAGUAGAGCAUCCUGUUGGAGAGUUGGAGCAGUCUCCAACGGUUAAAUUGCAUUUGGAAGGUAGCCAAUUGGCUGUCGGACUGCAAGAACAAUUGAUUAAUAAGGUUAAUUUGGACGCUUACCCAGAUCUUGAUUUGUCAACUUUAUCUUGUAAAGUAAAAAAAGGUUAUUUUAUACUUAAAUCCGGUUCAAGUAGAUCAAGAAAGUGGAGUGGAGAUUCUAGAAAACGUGUAUAUUGCGAUGAAAAUGGCGACAGAAUGCUACAAUUUCUCAUACCAAUCAGACACGGUUCCAUACCUGAACAGGUCACGUGGGCAUAUAAAAAAAUUAUUAGAGAAAUAUUAGAAAAAAAAAGAAAAGCUUCCAUAAAGAAGACUUCCAAAUGUUAUAAAGUAAAAGAGAAAAACCGGCUUACGUGAGAAACUUUGUAAUGACAUUGCAAGAAAAGUUGUACAUAACGCAACAUAAGAAAUUGAGGAUAAGUUCUAUUUUUAGGUUAAGGUCGAUGUUGAUCGAAAAAAUCGUACUGUAAAUAUCAUGGCAAGUUCAGUUGUUGAAAAGGAAUGGAUGAAUAUUGAAAAAGUAUUCUCCUUUUCGCAACACCUACCACAAAUGGUUGACUUGGAAAAAGUCAAAGUGAGAAUGAGAUCGGAAGACGACGAACCAAUACCCUACCUCGAAAUUUCGGCUCCUUUUCAGGACGAAAUAAGAAAUUCCAACGAAAGAAGGAGUUCAUUUUGAAAGUGAAUACAUGUCCGUGGGCGGGAAACAUGGGAAGGAUAUAAAGUAUUUUGCGUGGGAGGACAGGAUGUUAUUUGUUGUUAUUUGUUGUUCUUAUACUGUUUUAACUUGUUAAGAAAUGUUGAACUUUUACUUCUUUUGUGUACUUGAACAAUGAUUCAUACUUGAGAAACAAUCUAGUGUAAAACAAAAAGAUAUGUUAAUUGCUAUUACAAAUAGCAAUCUGUCUAUAUACAAUAUAAACUAUAUACUUAAAUAUAUACAUUACCUGUAUUCAUAAAUGUACAUAGUAUCUUGUAGUGAAAUGUUAAUACUUUUGUAUGAAUAUUUUAAGUCUAUUUGCUACGAAGUAGAUGUUUUUUUUAAAUGUGAACUAUAAAGCAAGAAAUAAAAAAAUUACUAACUGAAUAGAGAGAAUACAUACAUUAUUUCUUUUGAAGAGAAAUAUUAGAAAUAACUCAACCUUUUCUUAUUAUAAACAUAAUGUAUAAAUAUCAUAAUGAUUAUCUUCAUUGAAAACAGAGGAAGUAAAGGGAUAUACUAAAGAAUUAUUACUCGAAUGACUAACUUACAAGUAUUUUUGUUAUUCUUCAUUUAAAAUAAAUAAAUAAACAAAGAACAUUUUUACAG